Messenger RNA from Symbiodinium pilosum, 345 nucleotides. Lineage: Eukaryota; Dinophyceae; Suessiales; Symbiodiniaceae. The record is from the annotation of a GenBank genome assembly.
GCAGCUGCAGACAACCCGGUUCCUCGGGCCGUGGCGCGUGUUGUGGCUGCGCUGAAGCCAGACCUGGUGGCUGUUGAGCUGGACGAGGCGCGUGGUGGCCGGGAGUUGGAGACUCUGCCUGACAAGUUGAGAGGACGCUCAAGCGUCUUCCUGCCACAGCAAUCCCAGCCAGGUCUCUUCGAGGCCUUUGGCCUCUUCGAUUCCGGCCCACAGCUGAGCUUAGAUGAAGCCCUGAUUGACCGCAUCCGAGCAAAAGUUGGCAAAUCCCGCAUGUCUGUCAAGGACUACAUUCGUGCCAUGAAGCUGAUCUUCACAAAGAGUACUGAGAAGUGCUUGGUGACUUGA